CUCAUCUUCUUCUCUCCCCUUCCUUUCCUUCAUCGAUGCCUGGCAGUUGGGCAGUGGUGCUACUGUCUUUUGUAUUUAAUGUUCAUGCAGUUUAUCGCCAACAUCAUAUAGCCGUUCUCCAAAAUCCCAGUACUGUGCUUUUGAUUGGAGGAGCAGCCUUACCUAAUAACUAUUCACAACUUCUUGAUCUUCGAAAACAACAAACCAAAAAUGCCUAUUCAACCUUGCCUGUAGCCUAUCAUACCGCUGUGCAGACAUUGGGUAAUGAAACACUUGUCCUGUUUGGCGCAACUGACUGGCAGUUAUCCAACCUGUCAGCACCGUUUUGGAUAGCAAAUAAUACCGCCACCAUACAGAAUGCAACUGAUGCUGUUCAACCACCAUUGCGCUAUGGUCAUACGUCCUUCUCGUAUAACGAGAGCGAUUUUGUACUUGGUGGAAUUACAGAUGACCAAAAUGUACUGAGUGACCUCUGGCAGCUGAAGAAUAUGACCUGGUCGCAAGUGGCCAUCAAUUCCGCAAGUUUAGCGGGACAUUCGACGAUUGUGUACAAUGACUGGAUUGUCAGUUGCUUUGGUAUCGACGACAACUGGAACCUUCAACACGAAUGCUGGAGUUUAGAUUUAUCGACCAAUGUGAGCCAAACUUUAUCAGUUGAAAGCCAACAUCAUCCAGAACCCAGAGCUUGGGCGUCCUUGACUUUGCCAACCAAUAGCACAGAAGCCAUUCUUUAUGGUGGCCAAGAUGAUUCUGGCGACUUUCUGGAUGAUUUGUGGACAUUGGAUAUAUCUGAUCUUCCAAAUUCAAUAUACUGGAGUCACGUUCCUGCUGGCAACACAACGCAUCCUGUCGCGCGCGCUGGCCAUGUAGCUCUCGAGAUAGUACCGCCGCAAAAUGUUUCAUGCAACAUCCUCCUCGUACACGGUGGAGAAGUGCCAAAUACAGCUUAUAACGAUUCCACAGUUCAGUACCUCGACAUCAGCACACUUACCUGGAUAUCGCCUUCAAUUGUAUCACAGCAGUUCAAUAAUGGAAGCAUCAUGCUAGCCGACAGUAAUACAACCAAUGCUUCUCUUUCAUUUGAUCAAGAAAGUGUUACAUCCUCCAAGACCCUCGGUGGUGGAGCCAUUGGCGGUAUCGUCAUUGGCAGUCUCUGUGCUGUUGCAGGCGCCGUUGGACUUUUCAUUGUAUAUCGCCGCCGUCGAUUCAAUGGAAGACACGCCGCCCAGCAUAAUAUACCAAAAUCAACAGAGUUGCCUCCAAGUUCAGGAAUUAUGAACCUGCAACCACUGCAGCUAUCCCUAUCAGAGAAAGAGGAUCUUCCUUACAUCACCCAGCCCACACCUGUUAAGACGCACGAUCGACGGUCCUAUUUCGCUAACCAAUUUCGUGACUCCAUCUCCAUCAAAAGCCACUCCUACGCUGAGCUCUUAGAUGACGACGACGACAACGAUAAUAAUAUCUCAGUAGUGCAGACCAUGAGUGACUCCAAGCCUGACUAUUCAGCACCAAGACACCAUGUUUCUGAUAAAACCACGGAUUCGGUCAUUCCAACGUUUACCAUGAAUUCUAUUGCAGAAAAUGAAGCUGUUUCCAAAGAACAAUUAAGUAAUCCCGGAAAGAAACAGGCUCCCUCGCCCCUUGUACUGACCAACAGUCGUAUAGCUUCAAUGAAAGGCUCUCGUGUAUCGCAGCUUUUGAAUGUACCUUCCCCUGGUUCAUCACCCGGUAUUGACUCUCCGCAAUCUGCGCGCAUCUUCCUUAGCAGGCAACCAUCGUCUAAAUCCACUGGACGUGGUUCCGUGCGAUCCAUGCAAUGGGUUGGAUAUGACCCUAGUACACGAUACUCUGAAGGUGGAUCCAGCAAUGCCAAUCUGGUAGUCAAGAAUGUACGGGAUAGUGUUUUGAGCUCUGGUAGUGAACAAAGUCUUCCUCCUCAACUUGCCAUCCGUAAUUCAUUUGGCGAUGAUUUCAAGGUAACUUGGCCUCCUGAAGCGGAAUAGGGUACCACGGACAGCAUGGAUGUAUGUUUGGAUCACGCACCACCAUAUCAUCAUAGACAGUAUGGAGGCUGGCCUCCCUUAGGUCAAGGAACAUGGGACAGACAGUAUGUGCGCGAGGUUGCCAAUUUAUAAUAAUGUUGAUAAAUACAAUUUAUAUCG
Molecule: messenger RNA, 2162 nt
Organism: Umbelopsis ramanniana AG
Lineage: Eukaryota; Fungi; Mucoromycota; Umbelopsidomycetes; Umbelopsidales; Umbelopsidaceae
Exons: 1
Coding region: 36-2003 (655 amino acids)
Molecular function (GO): protein binding
Source: RefSeq, a predicted model, not a curated record